AUGAGAAAAGACAACUGGACCUGCUUGACCGAGAUCGUCCUGCUGGGCUUCUCAGAUUUCAAGAUGAUAGAAGAACUUUUGUUUUGUCUGGUCCUAAUGUUCUACGUCACGGCCUUGAUGGGCAACAGCCUGAUUUUGACCCUCACUAUUGUCAGUCCCACCCUUCACACCCCAAUGUACUUCUUCCUCUGGAACUUGUCCUUUUUGGAAAUUGGCUACACCUCAACCAUCAGCCCAAAGAUUCUAGUGAAUUUGUUAACAGAGAAACCGAGUAUAUCCCUUUGCGGUUGUGGGUUUCAAUUGUGUUUCUUUGUUCUCUUUAGUGUCACUGAGUGUUGUCUUCUUUGUGUCAUGGCAUAUGACCGCUAUGUUGCCAUUUGCAAACCUUUGCAGUACCCAUAUAUCAUGAACUAUAAGGAGUGUGCUAAGCUUGCUGCCACCUCAUGGACCUUUGGGAUUUUGAUGGGUUUGGGGCACUCCAUUUCAAUCUUUACUCUUCCCUUCUGUGGGUUGAAUAGAAUUCGCCAUUUCUUCUGUGAUCUUAUGCCAGUUCUAAGGCUGGCUUCCACCAAUACCUACAAAUAUGAAGUAGCCAAUGCCAUACUAACUGUGGUUUUUGUCCUGGUACCCCUUUUACUCAUCCUCUAUUCCUACAUCCUUAUCAUCUCCACUGUUCUCAUGAUGCCAGUGGCCAGGAAUCGGCACAAAGCAUUUUCCACCUGUUCCUCACAUCUAAUUGUUGUCUUCCUUUACUAUGGAGCCAUCACUGCUACCCACAUUCGUCCCAAUUUGGCUUCUUCCUUGGAUAGGAACAGGUUCCUUGCCCUGCUCUACACGGUAGUGACCCCAGCCUUGAAUCCCAUCAUUUACAGCUUGAGGAAUGAAGAGAUAAAAGCUGCUUUCAAGAAAUCGGUAGCAAGGAAACGGAUCUUCUUUAUGUAA
Candoia aspera is the source of this 942-nucleotide messenger RNA. Its product is annotated as olfactory receptor 10AG1-like. Lineage: Eukaryota; Metazoa; Chordata; Lepidosauria; Squamata; Candoiidae. The record is from RefSeq and is a predicted model, not a curated record. The coding region runs from base 1 to 942 and encodes 313 amino acids. Gene Ontology annotation, cellular component: plasma membrane. Gene Ontology annotation, biological process: detection of chemical stimulus involved in sensory perception of smell; G protein-coupled receptor signaling pathway. The transcript has a single exon. Gene Ontology annotation, molecular function: G protein-coupled receptor activity; olfactory receptor activity.